Molecule: messenger RNA, 2845 nt
Organism: Jaminaea rosea
Lineage: Eukaryota; Fungi; Basidiomycota; Exobasidiomycetes; Microstromatales
Exons: 4
Coding region: 46-2799 (917 amino acids)
Biological process (GO): carbohydrate metabolic process
Molecular function (GO): hydrolase activity, hydrolyzing O-glycosyl compounds; carbohydrate binding
Source: RefSeq, a predicted model, not a curated record
CGUCGUUUGUCCUCACCAUCUGAUGCUCAACCGUGAUACAGCAAGAUGCCACGAAUCGUCAAUCCCACGGGCUGGUCAGUGCUCAAAGCAGGCAGCGUAAAUGGCGGCGGCGGCGAUGAGGAGGGCGGCCCGCUCGUGGUACUAGCCGACGCGUCAGGCGAGCAUCGCCUUUCGAUCCAUCCGCUCGACUAUCGAUUGGUGCGCGUGGUUCGGCAGCUUCCUAGCAGACCCCAUGGUAUCAGGCUGAGGGACGCAACUGGCAUCAGGUGGGAGAAGCGUGACCAUUCCGGUUGGCGAGUUGAGCAUGACGCCACGGCCAAGCGCCUCGCAAUUCGCAGCCCUGUCCCAAAUGGUCUCACUAUUACUAUCUCCUACACUCUUUACCUCCGCUUGGCCUGGCACUUUGGCUCCUCUUCUACGCCCUUCCUGGAAGACUUCAAACGGGCAUACCCCUACGACAUGAUCUCAGGGCGAGUCUACCACUACACCUGCAGCGAAGGAUACAUGCCCACUGACGAACACACAGGUGCGGCGAACUCAGCGACAAAGUACAUCUACGGGCUUGGUGAGGCGAAGGGGCCGAUGAACAAGGUCGGCAAGCGCUAUAUCAUUGACGGUAGGGACAGCCUCGCUGCUGAUCCGGAAGAGACGGACCCUUACUACAAGUUGACGCCAUUCAUUGCGAUAUACGAUUCGGCCGCCCGAUUCUGGCAUGGGGUGUACUACAAUACGCUCAACCCCUCUAUCUUCGACUUGGGCGCAGAACAUGACUUCUCGACAGGAAACUUCCACUCAUUCUCUACGGAGCACGGGCCAUUGGACUACUACGUGAUGCUAGGGUCAUCCAGCGAGGAGCAAGCAGUCAAGCCAGACCUCUCAGGCAUUGUCAGCCAGCUUGCUCAUCUUGUCACGCCCCAACCUCCCUCACGAGCCUCAAGCUCGACAGCGCAGCAAUGGCGCGCCUCCCCCAACCUCCCUCCCCUCAGUCAAUUCGGCUACCUCGCCAGCUCCCUCACACUUUCGGAGCGUCAGGAUGCUCAAGCGGCAGUAGUGGAGUAUGUGCGCGAGGCCCGCGCCAAGCACUUCGCCAUCGAUGGCAUGCAUCUCUCUAGCGGGUACUGUCAAGACCCACAAACGGGAGAGAGGCAGUACUUCCAGUGGAAUGAGAAGCGCUACCCCGAUCCCAAGGGGAUGGCCGAUCAGCUGGAACGAGGCAAUGAGUGCGGAUUGAUCAUCAACGUGAAGCCGUGGCUGCUUGAGUCGCACCCUCUUUACGAGCAAAUGGCGAAGCGGGAUGCCUUCGUGCGGGCAGCGCCUGAUGCUCAGGCUGAUCGCGGACGAGCAGGUCCGCAAGGUCAGUCGAGGACGUGGCAUUGGAGCACUAGCAUGGGCCAGACGGGCAGGGGAAGCUACUUUGACUUCUCGUCGCAGGCGGGAAGUGAUGCAUGGAAGGAACUGCUGCGGAUGGGUGUGGUGGAGAAGGGAAUAUCUGGAGUCUGGAUUGACAACAACGAGAUGUCCACACUGGUAGAUGAUGCAGAUGAAAUGAAUGGAGAGAGGAGCUUUUGGUCGUUGGAAGGAGAUGGUGCAGACGAGGAUGAGGUGAUCCAACGCAUGGCCGGUUGGAGCGGCACGACGCCACUAGGAGCGUGGGGACGGGCAACACUCACGAUGGGCAUGGCAAAGGCGACGUACGAGGCCCUACUCGCUGCAGCGCCCGACCGCCGUCCAACGAUCGUAACACGUAGCGCAGUACCUGGCAUGCAAGCCUUUGCUGGGGCUACUUGGAGCGGCGACAACAGCACGACAUGGCAGGCACUCAAGUGCAGCACGAAGCUCACUCUUUCGUACGGCAUCUCCUUUGGCAUUGGCCUGUACGGGCACGACAUUGGUGGCUUCGCGGGAGGCCACUCACCGAGCGCUGAUUUGCUCAUUAGGUGGUGCCAGCAGGCGGCAUGGCACACGAGAUUUACUGUGCACAGCUGGAAGCAGAUCUCGACGACCUUAUGGAUGUUCGACGAGGCGACGACGAAUCACUUACGCUCGAUUCUCGACUGGCGUUACCAGCUCAUUCCGACACUCUACUCACUCUACGUCACCGACUACUGGAUGCGAGGCUGGCCCGUACUGCGGCCCCUGCUGUGGUAUCACACGAGCGAUCGCGGCACGCUGGAGGAGGAUGAGCAGUUUCUCGUCGGCAGCCACAUCCUUGUAGCACCGGUGCUCGAGGCAGGGGCGAAGGACGUGACGUUCAACCUGCCCAAUGUGCUCGACGCUAGUGACGAAGAGGUCUGGUGGUAUGAUGUGAUGGGAAGCAGCUGGAUUGAGCCGUCAGCGAAAGAUGUGACCGGGCGAGACGUGACGCUGGCCUGCCCGCCGGGCUCUCCGCACAGUCCAUUCCUCGUCCGUGCUGGCGGCACGCUGGUGACAGCGCCAUCAGGCAUGACCUCCGUGCUUAAGCCAGCCACUUCGCGCUGCAUCCGCCAUGUUGCCAUCUUCCCGGCUCCUGAGCCAGCAUCGAGCGGCAAGCGCGGCAGCUUCGCCAUCAUUGAGGACGACGGCAUCUCUAAUGCAGCGACUCAUCGCGGGGAGAUGACUGAGAUUGAGAUCAGAUGGGAAGUAGUGAGCGCAGAUGUGGUCCGAGUGGGCUAUCAAGUGGGCUACCGAGGCUACCGAGGCGAGUGGCAUCUCAUGGUGAGCCUGCCGCAGGGCGACAAGCGACGGCUGAUGGCUGCAGAGGGGCUGAAAGCAACGCAGGAUUGUCAAGGGAACUUGCACUUCGACGUCGUUGUCUCUUGAUUGCCAUGGAUGCUAAUGGACACCAUCGGCGCGGAGCCUCUUGCUC